GCUACCUCAUUCUCAAUGGAAAAAUAAAAAGUUAGAGAGAGCGUGGUUCAACGCUCCAUGAACCUACGUGGUCAAUCGUCUUGUCCGCACAAGUAAUGAUAACAGGCUAACUCACAGCCGUGUGUAUAUAUACAAAGACAAACAGGAAGAGUCUCAAGGCAACCCAAACAGAAAGACAACAGCUAGAGGCCUAGAGCAGAGACCAAACUCCUCCCAAUAAUACACCAGAGAGGAGCAAGCAAAUUGUAGUGAUGGGUUGCGGCAACAUUUCGACACUGACGGUCAUGGUGGUGGUGGUGGCCUUGUUGAGCUGUAUGGCUCCCCCAAGCAAGGCACAGCAGCAGACCUGCGCUAAUGACCUGCUGCCUUGUGGAGACUACCUCAACAACACCGACCAACCAUCCACCACCUGCUGCACCGCCAUCAAACAGACUGUGGAUACUCAGCUCACCUGCCUCUGCACUCUAUAUACCACCCCCGGCCUUCUCAAGGCCCUUGGCGCCAACAUCACCUCCGCUGUUAGAAUCGCCAACGCUUGCGGCGUCAACUCCCUCGAUGCCGAUAAGUGCAACGCUGUCCGGGGUCAAGCGCCUGUUUCUCCACCUACAGCUGUACCGGGAGGUGAUGGUAGCAGUGGUUCCGUCAGGAUUGUGUGGACCGGAUUCCCUGCUCUGCUCUUAUUCUGGGCUUCCGUCAUGUAUUACUAGUUUUUUUUCGCAGCCGAUAAUUAUAGUCUAUUGAGUAAAUAAAGCGAAGAUCGUUUGGUAUUAGGGUCCAGAGCAGAAAUUUGGAGAUCAUUGUAUUUGCUUCAUGUUGGUCGAGAUUAAUUUAUUUGAGUAGCAUUUUUAGCUUGGAUCAUCUUGUUCAGUAUUGCUUAUGAUUGUGUGCUUUUGGUAGCACUAUUGACCAGAUUUAUGCUUGUAUCAUGUACUGGUGUUCUGAAGUAUUAGUAAUGAAUCAAUGUUGCGAAUGAGUGAGACUCAAUGUGGUUUGUAGUCUGUAAUGGGGAAAUGGAUUCUCUGCUCUUAUGUGGUUUGUAAUGG
This is a messenger RNA of Fragaria vesca subsp. vesca, 1043 nucleotides long. RefSeq lists its product as uncharacterized. Lineage: Eukaryota; Viridiplantae; Streptophyta; Magnoliopsida; Rosales; Rosaceae. The transcript has 3 exons. Bases 252 to 707 code for a protein of 151 amino acids. The record is from RefSeq and is a predicted model, not a curated record.